UUCAUAAUCCCAUUUCGGUUGUUCUUCUUCGUCAAUGGCGCCUGUUGACCCACACUCUUUCACUGAUUCUUCCCACCCUCUGACCGUUCACAUUUCCCUCUCUCUCUACUUCGAUUUUCCUUCCACCACCAUUCAUGGUGCUGCCUUAGUUUCUCUCUCCAAUUCCCACUCCGGUCCUCUUUCCCUCGAUACUCGUUCUCUUACCAUUCAUUCUGUUCUCCACCCUGAAUCCCAUGCCCCGAUUACGUUCUCGCUUUCUCCUCCCGAUUCGAUCAAAGGCUCUCUUCUCUCCGUUUCACUCUCCGGCCAGUCCUCUUUCCUCGUGAUUUACACUACUUCUCCUUCAUCAUCGGCUCUGCAAUGGCUGACGCCUCCCCAGACUUUUAACAAGACGCAUCCGUUUGUUUACACACAGUGCCAAGCUAUUCAUGCUCGUUCUAUUUUCCCCUGCCAAGACACUCCGGCGGCGCGUGUGCGUUACUCCGCGCGUCUGAAUAUUCCUCAGGAACUGUCGGCGGUGAUGGCCGCUCGGAGUGUGAAACGCCGCCCACCGGUUGCUGGCGAGGGUUCGAUGUUGGCCGGAGGGGUGGAUUUGUUGUGGAGUGGUGAAGGGAGAGUGGUGGAAGAGUUUGUGAUGGAGCAGCCAAUUCCGCCGUACUUGUUUGCUUUUGCCGUGGGCGAGAUCGCGUUCAGGGAAGUUGGGCCGAGGACUAGGGUUUAUGCGGAAUCGGUGCCCUCGGUGCUCGAUGCUGCAGCGAGAGAAUUUGCAGGAACAGAGGAGAUGAUAAGGCAAGGUGAGAAGCUAUUUGGACCAUACGAUUGGGAGCGAUUCGACCUGCUGGUGUUACCUCCGAGCUUUCCUUACGGUGGAAUGGAAAAUCCGAAAAUGGUGUUCUUGACACCGACGGUGAUCAAGGGGGAUUCGACGGGGGUGCAUGUGGUUGCUCAUGAGCUUGCUCAUAGCUGGACUGGGAAUCUGAUCACUAACAAAAACAACGAACAUUUUUGGUUGAACGAGGGUUUUACAAGAUAUGCAGAAAGGAGAAUUGUUGAGGUUGUGCAAGGGGAGGAUGCAGCUACUCUUAAUAUAGGGAUCGGUUGGAAUGCUUUGAAAGAGGAUGCUGAAAGAUUUAAGGAUAAUCUGGAGUUCACGAAACUAAAAUCGAACCAAGAAGGCGUAGAUCCAGACGAUGUGUAUUCUCAAAUACCGUAUGAGAAGGGUUUUCAGUUCGUAUGGCGUAUCGAACGCCAGGUGGGAAGGCCUAAGUUUGAUGAGUUUCUGAAGAAAUAUAUCGAAACCUUUAAAUUUAAGUCGAUCGAUACAGAAACGUUUAUUGAUUUCUUGAAAGCAAACAUCCCUGGAAUAGAGAAAGAGAUAGAUUUAGAAAUGUGGACUGAAGGCACUGGUAUCCCUCCAGAUGCUUAUGAACCAGUUUCUAAUUUGUACACCAAGAUCCUAUCACUAGCCAAUGAAUUUAAGCUUGGUAAAAUGCCGAGGGACGAUGAAACUGCUGCUUGGGGAGGUCGGGAAUGGGAGCUGUACUUGGAGAAUCUGCCCAAACCUGUUGAUGCCUCACAGAUCCAGGCGCUAGACGCCCGCUAUAGGUUCUCGAAAUCAAAGGAUUAUGAGGUGAAAGUUGCAUUUCUUCAACUUGCUAUUUCGUCGAAAUUUCGAGAUUGCUAUAUCGAGGUUGAGAAAACAUUGAAGGAAGUUGGGAGAAUGAAGUACCUCCGCCCGCUCUACAAUGCUCUAACGCAAGGCCCCGGGAUGGAAGAAGAGAAGAUUUUGGCAAAGAGAAUAUAUUCUGAAGCUUGUGAGUGUUAUCACCCGAUCGCUCGAAGGGUCGUCGAGACCGUCUUUUCCAAGAACAUGGCAAGUCUUUGAAGCAAGCACCAUACUUCUGGUGCCCCUAAUUUGUCAGCUACUACUAAAGCCAUGGGGAAGUCUCUCUAGCAUUGUGGUCUAAACCUCUCUGGGUUACUAUUUUCCUAUCUCGAUGAAAUGCUAAAUUAACUUUUUAACAUAAAGAAAAAGUAAAAUUAAGCAUAUUUUGUAUG
Cucurbita pepo subsp. pepo (vegetable marrow) is the source of this 2058-nucleotide messenger RNA. Its product is annotated as leucine aminopeptidase. The record is from RefSeq and is a predicted model, not a curated record. Gene Ontology annotation, biological process: proteolysis. Lineage: Eukaryota; Viridiplantae; Streptophyta; Magnoliopsida; Cucurbitales; Cucurbitaceae. Gene Ontology annotation, cellular component: cytosol. Gene Ontology annotation, molecular function: metallopeptidase activity; zinc ion binding.